AUGCAGCUCAAGACACAGGUCGCCGGCCUGGUUGCGGCCCUGGCCCUCCCCAGCCUCGGUGCCGCUGCUCGCAACGACACUGGCUUCCCGCCCGAUGAGGACGGCAAGUACUGGAUCCAGAGUGAGGUCAUGAAGAUUGGCUUUGUCCCCUACGGCGCGUCCAUCUCGGACCUGCACAUCAAGGACAAGUACGGCGUCACCCGCGACAUUGUCGCCGGCUGGGACAAUGCCACCUACUACACGCUCGACGAGCAGCACCCCAACUACGGCGCCGUCCCCGGACGGUAUGCCAACCGCAUCAAGAACGGCACCUUUGAGAUUGACGGCGAGAAGUACCAAGUCUCUCUCAACGACAACCCCACCAAGGAGCACCCCGACGGCCUCGACACCCUCCACGGUGGCAAGGACGGCUGGGGCUGGCGCAACUUCACCGUCGAGGCCCACACCGACAGCACCGUCACCUUCAAGAUUGUCGACCCCAACGGCAAGGAGGGCUUCCCCGGCGAGGUCAUCUCCUACGUGACCUACACCGUCAACGGCAGUGACUGGGACAUUAGCAUGGUCGCCCUGGCCACGACCAAGAAGACGCCCAUCAUGCUCAGCAGCCACGCGUACUGGAACCUCGACGGCUUCGCCAACAACGAGACGAGCCUCGCGCUCAACCACACCCUGCACCUGCCCUACAGCGGCCAGCGCGUCGCCGUCGACAACAUCCUCAUCCCGACCGGCGAGAUCCUCGCCAACGAAAAGGGCAGCGCCAACGACUUCUGGUCCAAGCCCAAGCAGCUCGGCGCCUCCUUUGACGACGACGAGCUCGAGGGCAACUGCGGCUUCGGCUGCAAGGGCUACGACAACUGCUACUCGGUCAACCGCCAGCAGCUCGGCAACUACGACUGGCGCACGCACUCGCCCGUCGCCGUCCUGCACUCCAACUGGUCCGGCAUCGGCAUCGAGGUUUACUCGGACCAGGACGCCUUCCAGAUCUACUCGUGCAACGGCCAGGACGGCACGCUCGCCCUCAAGCAGUCGCAGGGCAUCGACGACGACGAGGACUUCCCCCGCACCAUCCCCCAGUACGGCUGCGUCGUCAUGGAGGUCGAGGACUACAUUGACGGCAUCAACAACCCCGCCUGGUUCCGGGAGAAGAAGCAGAUCUUUGGACCCGGCGACGACCCGUACGAAGAUCGCGCACAGACCGACCUGGGCAUCGCCGCCGAUAUCGAAGAGGCGCAACGCCACGAAGAAGCCCUGGAAUCUCAACCACCCGCAGAGCCAUCAGUACCAGUACCUUCAGUGAGCGGGACCCAGCCGCCGCCAAAGUCAGGAGAGAACGUCGUCAGGCAACCAAAGAAGCGCUUCGUCGGGCGGAGAACGGCAGCUGAGGCUUCCUCCAAGGCGACGGAUGGCGGCGCGGGUGGUGAAGCUGGAGCCGUUGGGCCUGCCAAACCCCGGCGUGCCCCCCGUUUAUUGAAUCAGGUGCCCAAGGAGAUCACAGAGGAUCCGAACCUCAAGGCUGCCGUUGCUAUCCUCCCCGCCAACUACUCCUUUGAGAUCCCCAAGACGAUCCAUCGCAUCCGUACGUCGGGGGCUACCAAGGUGGCCCUCCAGAUGCCCGAGGGCCUCCUGCUCUUCGCCACCACCAUCUCCGACAUCCUCACGCAGUUCUGCCCGGGCAUCGAGACGCUGAUCAUGGGGGACGUCACCUACGGCGCCUGCUGCAUCGACGACUACACCGCCAGGGCCCUCGGCUGCGACCUGCUGGUGCACUACGCCCACAGCUGCCUCAUCCCCGUCGACGUCACCAAGAUCAAGACGCUAUACGUGUUCGUGGACAUUAGCAUAGACACCUCACACCUCCUCGCAUCACUGGAACGGAACUUUGCCUCGGGCAAGACGAUUGCGGUCGUCGGGACGAUUCAGUUCAACGCGACUAUCCACGGCGUCCGGAGCAGCCUCGAGCGCGCCGGCUUCCAGGUCCUCGUCCCCCAGAUCGCACCCCUCAGCAAGGGCGAGAUCCUGGGCUGCACCUCGCCCAAGCUCCACACCGACGACAACAUUGACCUGAUCCUCUACCUCGGCGACGGCCGCUUCCAUCUCGAGAGCAUCAUGAUCCACAACCCUUCCAUACCCGCCUACCGAUACGACCCGUACUCGAGGAAGCUCACCCGCGAGACGUACGAGCACGACGAGAUGUACACGCUCCGGCGGACCGCCAUCGCCACCGCGCGCAAGGCCCAGAAGUGGGGUCUCAUCCUGGGCUCCCUCGGCCGCCAGGGCAACCCGCACACGCUGACGCUCGUCGAGAAGAGGCUGCGCGAGCGCGGGAUACCGUUCAUCAACCUCCUCCUCAGCGAGAUCUUCCCGGGCAAGCUGGCCCUCAUGAGCGACGUCGAGUGCUGGGUGCAGGUGGCGUGUCCACGGUUGAGUAUUGACUGGGGGUAUGCGUUUCCUCGGCCGCUGCUGACGCCGUACGAGGCGCUGGUUGCGUUGGAGGAGCGAGAGGGCUGGGGCGAUGGUCCGUAUCCUAUGGAUUACUAUGGGCGGGAAGGGUUAGGAAGGACCAAGGCGAUAUCGGUUGGUCCAGAGUGA
This is a messenger RNA of Emericellopsis atlantica, 2589 nucleotides long. RefSeq names its product diphthamide biosynthesis protein 1. Gene Ontology annotation, molecular function: carbohydrate binding; 2-(3-amino-3-carboxypropyl)histidine synthase activity; isomerase activity. Gene Ontology annotation, biological process: carbohydrate metabolic process; protein histidyl modification to diphthamide. The coding region runs from base 1 to 2589 and encodes 862 amino acids. The record is from RefSeq and is a predicted model, not a curated record. The transcript has 3 exons. Lineage: Eukaryota; Fungi; Ascomycota; Sordariomycetes; Hypocreales; Bionectriaceae.